Messenger RNA from Hypomesus transpacificus, 2758 nucleotides. RefSeq names its product NF2, moesin-ezrin-radixin like (MERLIN) tumor suppressor a (gene nf2a). Lineage: Eukaryota; Metazoa; Chordata; Actinopteri; Osmeriformes; Osmeridae. The transcript is spliced from 17 exons. The record is from RefSeq and is a predicted model, not a curated record. Gene Ontology annotation, biological process: positive regulation of protein localization to early endosome; regulation of organelle assembly; regulation of cell shape. Gene Ontology annotation, cellular component: apical part of cell; plasma membrane; adherens junction. The coding region runs from base 411 to 2228 and encodes 605 amino acids. Gene Ontology annotation, molecular function: actin binding; cell adhesion molecule binding.
GGCGCGACCGCCCAUUCAUUUGUAGAGGAAGCUAACCUGUUCACCACAAGCCAUGCUAUGUUGUAAGCUAGCUACCACAACUUUUUAUAAAACAAUUUUAACUACGUUAAUGGACACAUUUGAUUAAGAUGUUUCAAAAACUACCAUCGCUGUGGAACUAUCUCUCCGAUUUUUACUUGCGGUACAAACUUUUUGCUCGAUCGAAGUCACCUUCAUAGAUUAGUGGGUAUGUUUACAAAGCAACUAUGCUACUACUAGUUACAAUUUAGCUAGUCCCUACUUCCAGAUAGUUCUACCGAUGCGCCAACGCGUUGCAAGUAGGCUACAUUGCUUUAAUCGAUAGGAACAGACACUGCAUGUGUUAGCCAGCCUAGUACUGUCCAGCUACCAUUAGCAAACCAAACAUCACCAUGGCUAGUGCCUUGGCAGCAAAAAUGGGACUGAACUCUUUGAGAAGAAAACAAGCCAAGAGCUUCAACGUCAAGAUAACAACCAUGGAUGCAGACAUGGAAUUCAGCUGUGAGGUCAAGUGGAAGGGAAAGGAUCUGUUUGACCACGUGUGCCGGACGUUUGGCCUGAGAGAGACUUGGUACUUCGGGCUCCAGUACACCGUGAAGGACGCGGUCGCUUGGCUCAAGAUGGACAAGAAGGUGUUGGAUCAGGAAGUCCCCAAGGAGAAUCCGAUCACCCUUCACUUCCUCGCCAAGUUCUUCCCCGAGAACGCGGAGGAGGAGCUGGUCCAGGACAUCACACAGCAUCUCUUCUUCCUGCAGGUGAAGAGGAGCAUCCUGCAGGAGGAGAUCUACUGCCCCCCAGAGGCCUCUGUGCUGCUCGCCUCCUAUGCUGUCCAGGCCAAGUAUGGAGACUACGACCCCAACCUUCACGAGCCUGGUUUCCUGGCCAAAGAGGACCUUCUGCCCAAGAACGUGAUCAACCUGUACCAGAUGACCGCUGAGAUGUGGGAGGAGAGGAUCACGGCGUGCUACGCCGAGCACAGGGGCAGGACCAGGGAGGAAGCCGAGAUGGAGUAUCUAAAGAUCGCCCAGGACCUGGAGAUGUACGCUGUCAAUUACUUCUUCAUCAGGAACAAGAAGGGGACGGGGCUGCUGCUGGGGGUGGACGCGCUGGGCCUGCACAUCUACGAGCCCGACAACAGGCUCACGCCCAAGUGCUCCUUCCCCUGGAACGAGAUCCGCAACAUCUCCUACAACGACAAAGAGUUUGCCAUCAAACCCGUGGACAAGAAGACAGACGUUUUCAAAUUCAACUCCUCAAGGCUGAGGGUGAACAAGCUGAUCCUGCAGCUGUGCAUAGGGAACCAUGACCUGUUCAGGAGGAGGAGGGGCCUGGACUCUCUGGAGAUGCAGCAGAUGAAGACCCAGGCUCGUGAGGAGAGGGCUCGCAAGCAGGCGGAGCGACAGCUGCUGCAGAGGGAGAAGCAGUUACGAGAGGAGGCGGAGCGGGCCAGAGACCAGCUGGAGAGACAGCUGCUGCAGCUGCAGGACGACGCUCACAUGGCCAACGAGGCUCUGAUGCGCUCCGAGGAGACGGCGGACCUGCUGGCGGAGAAGGCCCAGAUAGCCGCGGAGGAGGCCAAGCUGUUGGCCCAGAAGGCGGCGGAGGCCGAGGCGGAGAUGCAGCGGAUCAAGGUGACAGCCAUCCGCUCGGAGGAGGAGAGGAGACUGAUGGAGCAGAAGAUGCUGGAGGCCGAGAUGCUGGCCUUGCAGAUGGCGGAAGAGUCGGAACGCAGAGCUGGUGAGGCGGAGCAGCUAAAGCUGGACCUGAUGGAGGCGAGGGAGUCUGAGCUCAGGGCCAAACACAAGCUGUUGGAGAUCACCAGCAAGACUGCCUACCCAGCCCCCCCGGCCCAGGCCCCCCCGGCCCAGGCCCCCCCGGCCCCCCCCUCUGACGCCAUGCCCGCCGACCUCCCCAGCCUGAGCUUCAGCAGGGAGAACCUCAGCUUCGACUUCAAGGACACGGACAUGAAGCGCCUGUCCAUGGAGAUAGAGAAGGAGAAGGUGGAGUACAUGGAGAAGAGCAAGCACCUGCAGGAGCAGCUGAACGAGCUGAAGACGGAGAUCGAGUCCCUGAAGCUGAAGGAGCGCGAGACCCCCCUGGACAUCCUCCACAACCACAACACCCAGGAGGGCACCAGCAAGCACAGCAACUUCAAAAAGCUGACCCUGCAGAGCACCAAGUCCAGAGUCGCUUUCUUUGAAGAACUCUGAACGUGUGUGUGUGUGUGUGUGUGUAUGCUGUGUGUGUGUGUGAGAGACAGAGAGAAUGAGAGAGAAAGUAUUAAAAGAAGAUUAGCAUCACUACAUGAAGUGGACCAUACCACUAUGUUUUUUGCGCACUGGGAAAAACUGACCACUGUCCAGGCAUGGUUGAACUGAGGGACCACAGGGUAACACUGACCACAACCAUGAUGAAAAUGGACAGCUGCUCUAAGGCUUUUAUAAGGCCUUUUAUAACCUGAGCAGCAUGUUUGGGAUCAAUCUUUCUUUCACUUCUUGGGAUUUGGUUGGGGUUAGAUGUUGUAGUUUUAUUUUUGUAUCCCAUUUUAAAGACACUGUUGAGUUUUCUUUGCAUUUGAUGUAUAUUUGUAUUUUGUGAUUAAUAAUGUCCUUUGGAAAAAGAUAAUAUUUGUCUGAAAGUAUGAACGGUAUUUGUUUGUGAUUUGCUAGUUUUACAAGGGUGAAGUAGACUUUUUUAGUUGCAGAUAUAACUACUAAAUAAAUUAAUGAUGUUUGAUAAA